This is a messenger RNA of Sphaerulina musiva SO2202, 3115 nucleotides long. Its product is annotated as mitochondrial dynamin GTPase. Gene Ontology annotation, cellular component: cytoplasm; microtubule; membrane. Gene Ontology annotation, molecular function: GTPase activity; GTP binding; microtubule binding. NCBI's taxonomy places the organism in Eukaryota, Fungi, Ascomycota, Dothideomycetes, Mycosphaerellales, Mycosphaerellaceae. The record is from RefSeq and is a predicted model, not a curated record. The coding region runs from base 88 to 2925 and encodes 945 amino acids. The transcript has a single exon.
AAAACACAUCUCUUCACUUCGACUCUCGAGGGACAAGUCUUAGUCGGCGCUCUGCACAUUCCUCCACCUGCCACAGAUGCCCGCACGAUGACUUCGAGGCUGCUGUCCUCGCGGCUCUCCUUGCCCACCAAGACAGCCCUCGCGCGAACACCACCACCUCGUCCCAUUCUAGCCACCGCCCGCUGCCUACUGCCUGCCACACGAUCAACCACCCACUCCGCCUUGUCUGGAUCCCACAGCCCUCUACGAAGAUGGACACAGCGCAAAAUAUGGCCUGCGGGCGCAAAUGCCAUGCACAACCUCCCUGCAGUCCGUCACGCUUCGUUCGCGCGCGUCAUACCGAAACUGUUCGUCAAACUGGUGCGCAUACCGGCCAUGAUGGGCCUGACGAUUGCUGGUGGCCUCGCAUACGUUCAAUAUCAGACGGCACAGGCAGGAGCCUAUGCGGUGGAUCUGUUUGGCAGAGCGAAGGAUGCUACAGUGGGCGCUGUGAAUGGUGUCCUGGGAGGACUGGGAGAUGUGUUUGCGCAGGUCAGCAAAGGCGCUGAAAGGACGAAAGAAGAUGCGAAAGCGAUACAAAUGCCGCAGUGGAUGAAGGAUAUCUACGAGGGGCGGGCUGACCGUGAAGAGGGCGGGGAAGGUGGUGGUGGCCGUGGCCGUGGACCGAAUGAGCCACAGCAGAGUAGAGUGGGCGCUGCGGGAGCGGGCGCUGCUACUGCUGCUGCAUUCGCACUGGAUUCCGAUGGGGAAGAGGACGACAGGGCACGAGAUGAAGCGGCGAGGGACGACCAGAUGAUGCUGCUCACGAGGAAAAUGAUCGAGAUACGAUCGCUUCUGCAGACUGUCGGGCAGUCAGAGACCAUGACCCUCCCAUCCAUCGUCGUGGUCGGCUCACAGUCGUCAGGGAAGAGUUCAGUGCUGGAGGCCAUAGUAGGCCAUGAGUUUCUCCCCAAAGGCUCAAACAUGGUGACCAGACGACCCAUCGAGCUCACUCUCGUCAACACGCCGAACGUAGCAGCAGAGUAUGGCGAGUUUCCCGCUCUUGGUCUCGGCAGAAUGACCGACUUCAGCCAGAUUCAGAAGACUCUGCUGGACUUGAACUUGGCUGUACCUGAAAAGGACUGCGUUUCAGAUGACCCAAUUCAGCUACGGAUAUACUCGCCCAACGUCCCCGACCUGUCUCUGAUCGACCUUCCUGGAUACAUACAAGUCGAGGCCUUCGAUCAGCCCACAGAGCUUCGCACGCGGAUACAAGAUCUCUGCGACAAAUACAUUCAACCUCCGAACAUCAUUCUCGCCAUCUCAGCUGCGGACGUCGAUCUUGCGAACUCGACCGCACUUCGAGCAGCACGUCGAGCAGACCCCAGAGGCGAGCGAACAAUCGGUGUUGUGACCAAAAUGGACCUGGUCGAUCCUGUGAGGGGCGCCCAGAUCUUGUCAGACAAGAAUUACCCCCUUCGAUUGGGAUACGUCGGUGUCGUGUGUAAGGUGCCUCAAGAAUCGAGAUCCCUGUUUUCUCGAGGCGCGCAGAACAUCACAAGUCUGAUUACGAAGAACGAGUCGGCCUUCUUCAGCGCGCAUCCCGAAACAUACGGCCCCGAGUCAAAGGCCAAUGUCACUGUUGGCACACCAGCACUCCGAAAGAAACUGAUGCAUGUGUUGGAGAGCACCAUGUCUGCGUCACUCAAGUCCACGAGUGAGGCCAUCCACCACGAACUUGCAGAGGCAUUGUAUGAGUUCAAGGUGCAAUACAAUGAGCGAACACUGAGCGCAGAGAGCUACCUUGCGGAAUCGCUCGAUGCUUUCAAACACGAAUUCAAAAAGGUAUCAGAGCAAUUUGGACGACAACAGGUCCGGGAUAUCGUUAAGCGCGAGCUUGACCAACAAGUGUUGAACCUGCUCGCUCAACGGUACUGGAACAGACCAGUGGACGACCUUAGACCCGUCGAUCAGAGUUCCGAAUCGAUACAGGAACCACUCCAGAGCCUGCCCAAAGCAGAUCCUGAAAAUCCGCUUUGGCAUCUCAAACUCGAUGCUUCGACAUCGACCUUGACCAAGCUUGGUAUCGGACGAUUGGCAACGACCGUAACAGCACAAGCUCUCCACAGCGCCGUGCAAGGUCUCAUCUACAGCACACCAUUUGCAUCACAUCCUUUCGCCGUGCAAGCCAUCACAGCAGCAUCGGAAAACAUACUCAAAGAUCUCGCCUACGACACAUCGGACGAGUUGGAAAUCUGCGUCAAGCCAUAUAAAUACCGAGUCGAAGUCUCUGACCAGGAAUGGAAGCAAGGCCGCGAAAACAUCUCGAAAGUCCUCAAAGACGAACUACAGUCAUGCGAAAGCGCACUGAAGAGUGUAGAAGACCAGAUUGGCAGCCGAAGGAAAGCCAAAGACGUUCUCGCCUUCAUCGAUCGGGUACGAAAAGGGGAGACAAUCCUCGAAGGCAAUGGGGUCGGAGGUGCGGGAGGUUUCUCAUCAGCACUCCUGGAAAAGGGCAAAGAAGCCCUGUUCCUCCGCGACCGUUCCGACAUCCUUCGCAUGCGCUUAAUGGCCAUCAAGAGUCGCCAAUGCGCUCAAGCCAGCAACAAAUACUACUGUCCCGAAGUCUUCCUCGAUGCCGUCGCCGAGAAACUCACAUCUACAGCUGAUCUCUUCCUCGACGCGGAACUCUUGUCGAAAUUCUAUUACCAGUUUCCCCGUAUUCUGGAAAAGUGGGGUCGAGAUCUAGAUGAGAGUACGGUUGAGCGGUUCGCGAGAGAAGAUCCCAAAAUUCGAAGACAUCUGGAUGUGGUGAGACGUAAAGAGUUGCUGGAGCAUGUGCUGAAGGAGAUGGAGGGCUUGAGACAACUGGAGGCGCGGGAGAAGAGGAGUAGUCAGAGGGGGACCCAGACUGAUGAGAGGAAGAGGAAGGGAUGGUUGUUCUAGAUGAGUGAACCCGUUCGAGGUUGUGUACAGACUACAGGGCGUUCGGGGUUCUGGUUUCAGCAGAACAUGAUAUCCACGAUGACUGACCAGCAAGGGCCGGGCAAAGCAAGCAAGCAAGCGAAGUAUGUAUUGAGGAUUUCAGAUUCCGCUCUAUGGAUGCGCCAAUAGAUCUAUCUUCAGCUGAUUCUAC